AUGGCUGGCGCUGCUCCCCCAGUUCUAGAUUUCUCGCCAUUUUAUGGUAAUGACAAACAAGCGCUUGCGAAACUAGUUGAGGAGGUGCGCCAGUGUUGCCUACACAAUGGCUUCUUCCAGAUCGUUGGCCAUCGGGUCCCGGCCGAGCUACAACAAGCCGUUUUCACCCAGGUGAAGAAAUUCUUUGAUCUUCCUCUAGAGUCAAAAGAAAAGAUCUCCAGGGAAACAAAUUCCUGGUACCGCGGGUAUGAGAGAGUAGGGUCCCAAAUUUUCGAAGAUGGGACAGCCCCAGAUCUUAAAGAAGGACUAUAUCUUGGGGAGGACAUUCCCAAAGACCAUCCCUAUUUCAUUCACAAGAAGCUCAACAGCGGUCCCAACCUCUGGCCUGAGGAUUUGGAUGACGUGGAAGCGUUCAAGUCAAUUUCAAUGCAAUACUACUGGACAGUGCUAGAAUUGGCUAGAGACGUUUUGUCAGUUAUCGCUCAAACCUUGGGGCUUGAUGCCUCUUUCUUCAACGAGUUUACAAAGGAUGCAGUCGCCACAGUCAGAUGCCUACAUUAUCCUCCUCAGCCCAAGGACUCAGACGAGACAAUCUCGCGGGGAAUUGGAGCUCAUACCGAUUUUGGCGCCAUCACCUUGCUCAUGCAAGGUGAUGUGGACGGCCUUCAGGUCUACGACAAGACCACGAACGAGUGGUUUGACGUUGAACCUGUGAAAGGCGCCUAUGUUGUGAAUCUCGGCAACAUGUUCAUGCGAUGGUCAAAUGACACGUAUGUCUCUAAUCUCCACCGAGUCAUCAACAAGUCGGGAAAAGAGCGCUACUCGGUCCCCUUCUUCCUCAGUGGCAACCCGGACUACGUGAUCGAAUGCCUUCCGAAUUGUCGCAAGGAAAGUGAGGAUCCCAAAUACCCUCCCAUAACAGUUCAGGAGGCAGUGGGAGGCAACUACAACAAGACCUACGGCGCGGCAGACGAAUUUUACCGAAAGAAUGGUAUGAUAAAGCAAGCUCCAGUUAGCACUGCACAGGAAAUCACAGUCGAGUAA
Capronia epimyces CBS 606.96 is the source of this 1044-nucleotide messenger RNA. RefSeq lists its product as uncharacterized. Lineage: Eukaryota; Fungi; Ascomycota; Eurotiomycetes; Chaetothyriales; Herpotrichiellaceae. The record is from RefSeq and is a predicted model, not a curated record. Gene Ontology annotation, molecular function: dioxygenase activity. The transcript has 5 exons. The coding region runs from base 1 to 1044 and encodes 347 amino acids.